Molecule: messenger RNA, 5032 nt
Organism: Aaosphaeria arxii CBS 175.79
Lineage: Eukaryota; Fungi; Ascomycota; Dothideomycetes; Pleosporales
Exons: 5
Coding region: 470-4849 (1459 amino acids)
Biological process (GO): protein phosphorylation
Molecular function (GO): ATP binding; protein kinase activity
Source: RefSeq, a predicted model, not a curated record
CAGGGUGCCAAUCAAUGCCCGUCCGCCGCCCUUCUCGCCUAACGGAAGGGCUGCGCCUACCAGGUUAGACCGUUCGAGUCAUCCUUUCCCCAUCCCACUUCCCACCAAAUGCUCACCGGACAAUUGGUGGUACUACCUUAUCCCUACGAGUCCUUACCCUUUUCUGCCCUAUCCCACCUUUCAUUCAUCGUCGUUGCCCUUCCUAAAAGAAUCCCAUCCCUCCCGCCUGAGGCACUUGACUCAACUUACUUCUCUACAUCCUCAAUCUCUUUUCCAUCGUGAGCCAUUUCGACUCAUCCUCCCUCCGGAAAGCGAUUGUUGCUGACAAAAGCUUGCGAUCGAUUGACUAUACGGCUGCCCUACGCCUACUCUUUCGCGCCCUUUCGCAACCUCUUCGACUUCAUCCAUUACAUUCCAUCACCAUCAUCCUACUGAUCACAAUAUCCAAGCUGAAUGCGAAUAGUCGCUCAUGGCAGGCUUCGGAUACAACACUAACUCCAACUCCAACAACCCCAUCGCCAUGAACUUCGGAUCCGGUGACAUGAACAUGGCUUUCGGUUUCGAGCAGGCGGCCGAUCCAUCCUUCGCCAAGGUCGCUGAGGGUAACACCUCUGCCGACUUCCUCUUCGCUGACGACGAAGGCAUCGAUACCACUACUAGCAGUUUCCUCGAUCCACUAUUCUCCAUGUCUACUGCCGACACAAGCUUUUCCAUGCCCCAGAACCUCGCCUUGGAUAACACCUUGGGAUCUUCUGCAACAUGGAACAACCAGCUCGUCUCCGGCAUGGACAGCUUCCCUAUGACACCUGUUCAGUCAUUUGGAUCAAUAAACCAAUUCCAAUCCGUCAACGAGAUGGGUAAGCGCCCACUUGAACUUGACGUCAACGACUUCCCACAGUCGAAGAGGCACGAGAGCCAUGCCUCUGCUUCCUUCUCCCCUUUCAUCCCUUCAUCAUCAGCAUCCAUGGCAGGCUCCAGUUGGAUCGAGACACAAGCUACCCCGGCGAGCUCUGUCGAUGUGACCGGUCUGAGUGAUGAGGCUGCCGACGUGUGCGCUCUGUGGUUCAGCAAGUACGCUGUCUUGCCAAGUGACCGACACAUCGACUCAUUGAGCCAGCUCACAGGGGAACCCGCUUCAGCCAUCCGACAGUGGUUCGGUCGGUUACUAAAGCAGGGCAUGGCUGGCCAUGCCGACUCAGCCUACAGGUCACAAACAAGCUUCACACAGCAGGAGCAACCCUUCAGGAAUUCCACUCAGAGCUACACAGUGCCAGAAGCUCCAUCUAACCAGGAGUCAAAUACGACCACAGCCAGCCCACCAACGGCACGAGGGGGCAAGAAAGGAUGCACACCCACUCAGGAUGCAGACUUGUUGCGGCACGACCCAAUUAAAAUCUACCAGUGCACGAGGAAGUGUGGGAAGCGAUACACAAGAAAGUGUGACUGGAAGAGAAAUGAGGAGGAGUGGUACCCUUCGAAAUCUUGGCUAUGUAGCCUGUGUGUCAGCCAGGGUACCAAUGACAAGUUGAAGCCCUGCUUCAGGCGAUACCACUUCUCUCAGCACUUCCGAAACCUCCAUCCCAAUCUAGAUAGCAAUGACUAUGAGGCCUCCAGCUUAGUGCUCUCUGACACAGAGUUCCCACGACGAUGCGGAUUUUGUCCCCACCGCUUCGCCUCGAGACAGGAUCGCAUCGAUCACAUCGCAGAUCAUUUCAAGAAAGGAAAGGGCAUGAUUGACUGGGUCGACUACGAAGAAGACAACAGCCCCGAUAACACAGACGAUGAUGACGAUGACGACAAGCCCGACAACAACAAUAAGAACAACCAUUCCAGCGACAGCAACGGCUCCAAUGGAUCACGAUCUGGAUCACAAGGCCGAGGCUCGAAGCAGGGCGACAACAACGACGGCGGUUCCGGCAAUGGCCAGUCCUCUUUUAGCGGGUUCGGCCACUUCCAGCUAUCAACAUCACAAGACAACACCUGUUCAGUCCAGUCAACCAUCACGGAUUCUCUUCAACAGUUUAAUGGAAGCGACGUUGCCGGAAACCAUUCAUUAGGCUCUGGACCGUAUAGUGAAACUGCCGGCCGUCUUGCAACUGAAUCGUAUUCUACGCUUGCUCACAUAAGAAAGGCCCAGCAGGAUACACUCCCCGGGCGCAGUAGCACAACGCGCGAUGACGCAGCUACUGUGGCCGGAAAUGCUGUCACCGAUGUAAUCGGAAGGACACAUCCAAGCCAAGACCAAUUUUGCAUAACGGACUCCUACCUGGAUAGUACACAAGGGUUGACUCAAACACAUGCAGGUCAACACAGUCCAGAUCAACAAACCCGAUCUUCGGUCAAUCAAAGUUCAACCCUACAAGAGAUACCUCGGGGCGUUGAAGGGGUCUGUGAGAGAACAUCUCGCAAUGACAAUCUCCAGCAUGCGUUGGAGACAAAAGAACGGCCCCAAUUCCAGGCCAAGGUCUCAGAAGUCCAACUCCAGACCCAGAAGGAUUCUGUGGCCGUCGGCACUCUUCCGUCUCACUCCCCUACGCCACCACUGCCGCCACCGAUACCCGAUUACCCCAAGCGUGCGCCAGACCAAGACGACUCAGUCGUGAAGAAGACCUCCGAUCAGGCCGCAGCCGAUCUGCAAUGGCGCGAAAUCGGCUCGCUCUCUGUCGAUAACUUUGUUGACCACCAAUCCUUCCUCAGCGUGAAGCUGCUUGGUACGGGCGGGUUCAGUACGGUGGACGAAGUCAUCCAUCAAGAAACAAAACUCAGGAUGAGUCGCAAGACACUCAAGAAUCGUGAGCAAUCUGCCAUGGAUGAACUCAAGAACGAGGUGAACGUGCUCAAAAAGCUGCGUCACCCUCACAUUGUUCGCUUCCUCGGAGCUUACGCCAAGGGCGAUAAGGUAUCAAUACUCUGCUCACCUGUUGCUGAAACUACACUAGCUUUGUGGCUCAAGCAAAGUAUGCGCGAAAGACCUGUUGGCUUGCAAGACACGAUAUUCAAGAUGUUCGGAUGCCUUGCUUCAACACUGCGAUACCUUCAUGAGCAACGGCCUAUCAUCAACCAUCUUGAUAUCAAGCCGCAGAACAUUCUUGUCACGCUCGCUGAUGGUGAGGAACCACGGGUCAUAUUGAGUGACUUUGGUAUCAGCUCCUCGACGUCUUCGGCGUCACAAACCACCUCAAAGGCCCUUACACGCCAAUACUCUGCUCCUGAAGUCUUUUCUGGAAAGACACGCGAGAGCGCAACUGACAUCUGGAGUCUCGGCUGUGUCUUCAUAGAGAUGACCGCUGCUGCUUUAUGCACGAGCAACAGGCAAUGGCUUGAUCUUCUGGAGCAAUUCACUGGAAGCCAUGGUAAGCUCUACUGGCAAGAAGUUCCCCGCCUCCACCAGAGACUCUCAAGCUUGCUGGAGCAAACUGCCAGUCCAGUGGAAGCAAAUGCUGUCCGUACCAUCAAGACGAUGGUUGACCCCGAACCCUCUCAACGGCCCAGUGCAGCAAUGCUGACAAUGGUCUUCACUCCCGCUCUUUGCUGUCUUCAGUGGGCGAACGACGAAGCUAGCUUCCCUGGGCCUCAGCAAGAGUUGGCAUCUGUGGAAGCACUCGUCCAACAGGAUCAUUCCUCUCUCGCCCAACGUCACGUUUUCAGUUGUGGCUUUACCAGUUGUAAGCACAGAAGUAACGCACAGCAAGACGUCGACGCUCGUGUGAAGGGAUGGGUCGAAGAAUGUGUCCACGAUCACGAAGCCUGUGCAUGGAAUGAUGUCGAUGGAACUACACUUCCCACACGCCUUGUUGACAUCAAUGCUAAGCAGGCCGAUGGGCUUUCAUCAUUACGAGUGGUAAACAGUGCUGACAUUGCGUCCGGUUCUGAUCGAAUCGAUUACGUUGUUGUCAGUCACAUGUGGAGUCCAUCGGACCUCACACUGUCCAAGGACAACAUCCACCAAGCCCAGACGCAGCUCUCUGUUGAGAGCCUGUCCGAUGCACUCAAGGAGGCUGUUGCUACAGCCGAGCGGGUGGGCUACCGUUACAUAUGGGCCGACUCUCUCUGCAUUGUCCAAGAUUCAGAAGAAGAUAAACACCGCGAAUGUGCUGCCAUGGCUGCGACGUACCGGAAUGCAGCAUUGACGAUCGUCGUCGACGAUGUCAACGCUCAUACUGGACCCAAUCACAAGCGAUUGUCCACGGCCAACGUGGAUACUGCUGACUCCGACGACAUCGUCGAUUGGCAGAAACAAGGAUUUGCUUGGGAUACACGUGCCUGGUCGUUGCAAGAGCGCCUUCUUAGCCGCAGACUCCUUCGCCUUGCCGGUGAACAAGUUUACUGGGAGUGCAACAAUCUCAAGGCCAGUGAAACAUUCCCUCACGGUUUGCCGUCGCUUCUUUGGGAGAAAGCGCAUAUGAGAAUGGCAACAAUACCUGGAACGAAGACGAACAGCACGACAAAAACGACAAAGAUAUCUGGGUCAAGCACAACACCCCAACAAUGUCGUCUUCUGCGGGACUGCAUGUGGCUCAAGAAAGAAGGGAAUGACAUCGCUGAUGCCGUUGCAUCACAGAUUCCCAUUGCCCUUCAGGACAAACCCGUGCAGGACCAUACUAUUACGAUGUGUGCCGUUGCAGACACAUCUUCGUCAUUUCCGGAUGCUCACAUAUCUUCAUCAUUUCAGAAUUGUGAGCAUUUGGACAUGGUGACGUCUCGCAACGAGCCUCACCGUUCAUCGUACCAUCAGAGGAUGUCAAGAUCAACUACUACUUCAAACAUAGAUGCCACAGGCUCGGAAUUGAAUGUCGACAAGAGGGACGACCAUGUGCCAGUUGGCACCAACAACGGCGUGUUCCAAUAGCGACCGCAUUUGUAUCAUUGUCGUGGUCAUAGUAUCUACUGUAACUACGACAUCUGGGGAGAUUUAUUUUCAUUUGUAAAUUGCGUACAUAUCUCUACACUUGAUAGCUACAACGCGCUUUUCUAUCGUUCAUCAAACAUUGCUUGUGACUUUACAGUGCUACGCCGCGUCUCGAGGUUCACA